AGAGCUGGGAGCUGAACAAACACAGGACAGAGCCUCUGAGAUGUGAAGCUGUUCGCUGAUAUCAGGCUGUCAAAGCAGGAGGGGGCUUUCUGAGUGAAACAGGCACCCUCCGACUGUGCGCACAGACCUGACUGCACCUCCUCUACCCGGAUCACAGAGAGACUCUCCUCCCUAACCAGCAACAGCGCAGAGUGAAUGGCAUUGGCGAUGGAGAUGUCCGAGACACUGUUUCAGCAGGAGAGGCUCCAAGCAAUUGCGGAGAAGAGGAAGCGGCAGACGGAGAUCGAGAACAAGAAGAGGCAGCUAGAGGACGAGCGGAGGCAGCUGCAGCACCUGAAGUCUAAGGCUCUGCGAGAGCGAUGGCUCCUGGAGGGAACUCCUUCUUCUGCGGCAGAGGAGGACCAGGGGAUGAAGAAACAGUUCCAGGAGGACAACGCCAAAACAAAACAGUUGGAGGAGACCAUCCAGAGGCUUGAAAAGGAGCUCGAAUCUCUUGAAAAUGGAGAUGUUGCUAUCUCUAAAGAAAACAGUGUUGACGAGAAGCUGAAGGACAAGGAGAAGGUGUCUCCAAGCAAAGGCAGUGAACUGGAGAAGCAUCACGGCAGCCCAGUGGUCAAUAAAUCCGAGGGAAGCACGGAAAAGAUGAAAGCUGCAAUGUUUGCAGUGGAAAUUACUGUGGAGAAGGACAAUGUGACAGGGGAGACCAAGGUCUUGUCCACCUCUAGCGUAUCUCCCAAAAACCUCCAGCAGCAAGGUGUCAAGGUCUAUGAAGAUGACCUCAAGGUGAUCCAUGAGGUGCGCAAGGGUGAUGGAGCAGUGGAAAAUGGAGUGCAUCUUCUGAGCACCACGGAGGUUGACGAGCUCAUGCAGAAGGCAGAAAAGGUGACAGACUACAACAAGGCUAUGUCUCCUGAGGGGAAAGGACCUUUGAUUCAACUAGAGGCUAACAGUCAGUCCCCAGGAAAGUGGCAGGCAGAUGGGAUAGCUGGCGAAAAUCUUAAAAUCCUUCGGAAAGUGACCGGAGAUGGCGCAGAGCCCAGCAAAGACCAGCCGGUGACCAUGAUUUUCAUGGGAUACCAGGAUGUGGAGGAUGAGAACGAGACCAAGAAGGUCCUGGGCUACGAUGGAACGGGGAAAGCGGAGCUGGUGGUAAUUGAGGAUGGUGACACCAAGAACGAGCGGGUAGUAGCAGGUCAGGCCCCACCCAACGGCACAGCGGCAGAGCCUGGGGCACCGGCCACCGAGGAGAAGCCGGGUGGGAAGGAGAAGGAGGCGGUGGAUGAGGCGAAGGAUCUCAAGGAGAAACAGCGCUGCCAAUGCUGCAUUGUGAUGUGAUGAUGUGCUGUCAUGCUCUUAAUGUACAGUUGGAAUGUUAUAUGUUCAUAGUCUUCAUGUCUUCUAACAUAACAUGUGCUUUUAAUUGGGGAUGCAAGGAUCACAGCCAAUUCAUCACGAUAUAGCAAACACCUGCAGUUUUAUAGGAACUUAGUAAACCUGAUUAGAAAUCUGAAAGCUGAUUACCUGAAACAUUUCAGUACAAUUACACCCUGCUUACCCUUCCUUGAUGAUGUCAUGACAAUAUCGUAAUAUUGCGUCAAAUUUAUCAACGGUAGAGGCCGCCGAUAAAUUUAAACCCAAUGAUCAAUAGAGAGCAGAAGUAAAAUUGCAAUUAACCCUUUAAAGUUGCGCUUUGUUCGAGCUGGGGGUCAGGGUGCUGUUCCCACAGUGGGCGGGGUGUUCCAAGUCUGCAAACCGGGUCUGAUCUGACCCUCAAGGCUUUCUAUUGGCUGAAAGGGCCCCUUCAGUAUCCAGUCAGAGCAGAGCCUUUAUUCCUCUAGGGAGUCCUGCCAAAGUUUCGGAGAUUGAACUGAAGGUAUUUGAAAAAUGUCAACAUUUUUUAAAGAAACGGUGACGUAUCUAAAAUUAGCAAGGUUAAAAUUUAAGAAAGGGCAGAAUAACAAAGGAGGAAGAAUGGGAGAAAAAGAGAUGUGUGUUAAGUGAUUUUGUUUAAGUUCAGGUUGUAUGUGGGACAGAGUCAGUAAUGCAGUAAUAAAGCUAGACGUUUCAUUAUGUACCUUCAUUACUGUAAAUAGGGUUUUGUUUCAGUAUGACAAUUCCUGAAGGGAAGCCAAACAAUUCAGCCCUGGCAGGGACAUAUAAGAAGUUCAAAAUUCAUGGCUUUAUGUUCUGUCAUCUGGUCAGGGGGCAAGCACUGUUCCUACAUCCACAGUGUUUGUUUCACCAUGGUACAUACAGUUCAGUCUUUUUACUUCAUGUAAUAUAUGAUGCCUUAAGUCAACUGAAUAAGCAAAAAUAAACUAGCAUGAACAUUGUUCUUUGAUCAUUUUUUGAAUCGUAGUUAAGUUAUCAGAAGAGUUGUAAUAUCCUACAGAAAGCCAACUUCUGGGCAAACUUGGAAAGGCUGAGAGAAAAUCAAUGUCAUUGGGUCCUGGGGAACAGCCCUUCUGUUGAUUUCAAAGCCAGCAACUUUUUGAGAGACCUGAAGCUCGAUUAUUUUGGUCGUUUUUUUUUACCACAGAUCACCUUAAUUCUUGUUCAAACCACAGGUUCAGUGGUCAGUUAAAUCACUGCAGGAACUCCCUUAUACAAACAGGAAUCUCUGAUCCGGAUUCUUUCAGCAUCAAAGGAGAAUAAAUUGGUCCACUUAGUCACAGGGUGAACUGGCUGAUAUAUAAACAAGCACUUAAACCUUUGUCUGUUCAACAGACCAAUUAAAGUGCACCUUGCUUACAUACAUGCUUUCAAUGCUGAAUUAUCAGAUCUUUUCCAAUUCCCUUAUCAAAACCUGAAGUAUCUUAGUAAUUCUGCAAAGCUGUCUAAACUGUUUGGAUUUUCUGAAUCAUUGCAUCCCUAAUUUGAAUACACUUUUCUAUGUCACACUUAAGUCAGAUCAACAUAUCUUAUACACUGCCAGUCACCAUGCACAACUCUCAAUAUAUGUCUGAUGUGUAACAAUGGGACCAUUUUAUUUUUUCUGUGCAUGUUCUCUAGCUCCAAGAUGAUUGCAGAACAUUGUGAAAGUAGUUAACUGACGUUGUUCAUUUAUUACUUUACUGCAACCUGUCCGGAAGUUUUUACAGACUAACCUCCAACAUCACAAAACCAGAGGCCAUUUGCAAUGGCAUCACUUAGGCGAGGGCUGUUGAGUUGUAGCAUGUGAAGGUACCGACUACAAGUCCUCUGAACCAACCAUUCGUUAGGAUUAAAGAGUCAGGUGCAGCAAACCCUGAUUUCUACUCGGCUCUGAACCGAAUCCAGUCUGGUUCUAGUUUACCCAAAACCACGUUGUCGAAGAACACAUGCCUCUCUGAUCCAGUGCCGUCCAUGAAGUUGUCCAUGGGAGAGAGGAACAAUCUAGGCAGAACAGGAACUCGCUUGAUUUCUCUAAUCUUAGCGGUCGCUUUUAAUUGAUUGCCUUGCGAUUCAGGCGUACCAAAGAUCCCACCAAAUUGUAUCAUGAUGAGAGUUGCUUCACUGGUUGGGUUAAUGGCAACUUUAUUGCAAGUGAGUAAUCGAGACAAUCAAAUUUCCCUUAAAAUAAUUUCACAACUUUUUUGCUCUGCAUGAACUUUAUUUGAAAAUUCUUACCCUAGGAGGACGUGUUCUAUAUAUAUAUUUUAUAUAUAUAUAUAAAUAUCCAUAGACAUACAUAUAUCUAUUUUUAAACACAAUGCCUUGGGAAUGGCAUUGGCUGUGUUUUAGAUUUUACUGAGCGAUAGACCCAGCACCAAGGACAUGAUAGACUCCAUUGGACAUCAUGCCACUGAGCAUGUUCAUUAGAUGAAUAAAGUAGUCCCAUUUUAUUCAAACACAUUCCAGGGGCCUGUGGCACUAGUGUUCUCACAUAAAUUCCUAGGCGUAGCACGUGUGUCAGCAUAACACGCACUUCCUUGAAGUGUUACACACCAUGUCUGUAGUGUGCUAAUGGAUUUCUGAGACUUGAGGCUACAGCUCUCUGUACCAGAGAGGCGAGGAUCAUUCUGAGUGCAGAUUCCCAUCAUGUGUCGGAAGUUAGGCUUUGUAACUAGUCUGUGUUCUUAGUUGUUGAGUGCUGGUAUGAGCUAUGUUGUAAAGAUGGAAACCCUUAUCAAUAUCUUCUCUAUCGCACCCCAUUCCAAAAUCCUACGGCAUAUCAAUGGAUUCUCUAGGAGCUCUUAAACAUAUUGUCCAAAAGGCUAUCUUACAACAUUAACCAGAUAAAGGAUUCCUAUUAUUAAACCAUAAUGAAGGUGCACACAGAGUGCUUUAAUUAUAAAUUGCCAAUGUUUGUCUAACUUUAUGUUUUAAAAUGAAGGCUUUGUUUUUUUAAAAAAAAAUGCUAUAAGUUCCCUUUGAAGAUUUUAGUAAAAGAAAAUGUAAUGCAUAUAUUUUUUUUAUGACAUCUUAUAUUUACUCUGAGUUCUGGUGUGCUCGUUACCCACACACCCCAAUAAGGCUGACUGAGAUGUCCAAAUGCUUAUUUGGUAAAGCAUAGUCUCUGGACUCGUACAGGAUGAACUAUACAUGCUGUACGAUGUUUGCUCUGUAUUACAGAAUCUAAACAAAUCCUAUAGGAUGAAUUCAAUGCCUACAGAAUGUUUUCUUUUGUGAGGGAAGGUUGUAUGAGGAAUGCAAUACAGUUCACUCCCCUUAGGAGCACAUGCCAACAGAAUGAAUGGUGAGUCUUAAUGAAAGAUUAGCUGUGCAGACAACCUUCUGAGACCUCUCUUUCACAGACAGAGCUGAUCUAUCAACCUUCAACAACUAACGGAACAUUAUUUGAUAAUGUUGACAACCUGCAUCACUGACGUGAAUCAACAUAGGAGUUUGUUCACUCUACUUCCAUCACUGAUUGACACAGAAAGAGUCUGAGGAUCUGCCUGAUAGGAGGAAGGUCUCUAAAACGUAGCAUUUCAUUUGAUGCUUGCAUUAGACCAUAAAGAGAUAGAAAUACAGUUAAAAAUAAAAGACAUGGAGCUCACAUGCCCCUAGGUGGAGUCAACUGUAUUUCAUUGUUUGAACCAAUGUGAAAUUCAAUAUGCAAAAAUGUAUAGCAAUCAAAAAUAAAAUCUAGAUGUGGUUAAA
Messenger RNA from Pristis pectinata (smalltooth sawfish), 5085 nucleotides. It is a transcript of the gene palm1a, whose product is annotated as paralemmin 1a. Gene Ontology annotation, biological process: regulation of cell shape. NCBI's taxonomy places the organism in Eukaryota, Metazoa, Chordata, Chondrichthyes, Rhinopristiformes, Pristidae. The record is from RefSeq and is a predicted model, not a curated record. The coding region runs from base 196 to 1335 and encodes 379 amino acids. Gene Ontology annotation, cellular component: membrane. The transcript has 8 exons.